CUGAAAAAGGUUUAAACGGAGCAUUUGAAUCAAAGUCUACAUUUAAAGGACUAUGUGAAAUAAUAAUGCAAAUAGCUCAGCGUGAAGAUAAUAGCAAAGCUAUACUUUCUAGCCUAAGCCCAAAAGCGUAUGAUUUUUUUCGAGCCAAUUUGGCAGGACAAAUGCUACGAAAUAUUAG
Racocetra persica is the source of this 178-nucleotide messenger RNA. The record is from the annotation of a GenBank genome assembly. NCBI's taxonomy places the organism in Eukaryota, Fungi, Glomeromycota, Glomeromycetes, Diversisporales, Gigasporaceae.